AUGUCUCGCCCACAUUUUCGGGCAGACUUCAAUUAUUACCUCGCCACACCAACCCUCUUCCUCCAUCCUCUCGAAGAAGUCCUAACCGGAACCUCAACCGGCCUCGGCCCUUCUCCUUUCUCUCUCAAUUCCUCCACGUGCUCCGCCCAUCGAUCAAUUCUCCGACGCCGUGGACCCUCAGCGAUCAUGCUUACGCUCUCCCAGAUCUCCAUCUCCCUGGCAGGCCAAGGAUCUAGAUCGUGGGGCGGAGAAGGUGGCGUAUUAGAUUUUAGGAUCAUCAUGCCCGUAAUCUGCUUCAUCGUCCCCUGCCUCUGA
This is a messenger RNA of Zasmidium cellare ATCC 36951, 315 nucleotides long. RefSeq lists its product as uncharacterized. Bases 1 to 315 code for a protein of 104 amino acids. NCBI's taxonomy places the organism in Eukaryota, Fungi, Ascomycota, Dothideomycetes, Mycosphaerellales, Mycosphaerellaceae. The record is from RefSeq and is a predicted model, not a curated record. The transcript is spliced from 2 exons.